This is a messenger RNA of Grammomys surdaster, 3981 nucleotides long. It is a transcript of the gene Myo3b, whose product is annotated as myosin IIIB. Gene Ontology annotation, biological process: protein phosphorylation. Lineage: Eukaryota; Metazoa; Chordata; Mammalia; Rodentia; Muridae. The coding region runs from base 28 to 3942 and encodes 1304 amino acids. The record is from RefSeq and is a predicted model, not a curated record. Gene Ontology annotation, cellular component: myosin complex. The transcript has 34 exons. Gene Ontology annotation, molecular function: cytoskeletal motor activity; protein binding; ATP binding.
CUAUACGGAUUAUUUCACUAUAACCCCAUGAUGCUUGGACUGGAAUCUCUCCCAGACCCCAUGGACACCUGGGAGAUUAUAGAGACUAUUGGCAAAGGCACUUACGGCAAAGUCUACAAGGUAGCCAACAAGAGAGAUGGGAGUCUGGCUGCCGUGAAGAUUCUGGACCCCGUCAGUGACAUGGAUGAGGAGAUCGAGGCCGAGUACAACAUCCUGCAGUUUCUCCCCAGCCAUCCCAACGUUGUAAAGUUUUAUGGGAUGUUUUACAAAGCCGAUCACUGUGUGGGAGGACAGUUGUGGCUGGUUCUGGAGCUGUGUAAUGGGGGCUCUGUCACUGAGCUUGUCAAGGGUCUCCUGAGGUGUGGCAAGCGGCUGGAUGAAGCUGUGAUCUCCUAUAUUCUGUAUGGAGCCCUCUUGGGCCUUCAGCAUUUGCACCAUCACCGAAUCAUCCACCGAGAUGUGAAGGGGAAUAACAUUCUUCUGACGACAGAAGGAGGAGUUAAGCUCGUUGACUUUGGUGUCUCUGCUCAACUUACAAGCACGCGGCUGCGGAGAAACACAUCAGUUGGGACCCCAUUCUGGAUGGCUCCCGAGGUCAUUGCUUGCGAGCAGCAGUAUGACUCGUCCUAUGACGCUCGUUGUGACGUCUGGUCCUUGGGCAUCACAGCCAUUGAGCUGGGCGAUGGAGACCCUCCCCUCUUUGAAAUGCACCCUGUGAAAAUGCUCUUUAAGAUACCAAGAAACCCUCCACCCACUUUGCUGCACCCCAACAACUGGUGUGAGGAAUUCAACCACUUCAUUUCACAGUGUCUCAUUAAAGACUUUGAAAAGCGGCCGUCGGUCACCCAUCUCUUGGACCACCCAUUCAUUAAAGGAAUUCAAGGCAAGGUUUCGUUUCUGCAAAGACAGCUGGCCAAGAUGCUCCAGGACCAGAAGCAUCGAAACCCUGUUGCUAAAACCAGGCAUGAAAGGAUGCAUACUGGAAGACCCUAUCGAGUGGAGGAUGCUGGCAAAUGCUGCCUUGAGGAUGACUUGGUCAAUCUUGAGGUCUUGGACGAGGAUACAAUUAUCUACUGGCUGCAGAAGCGGUAUGCAGACGCACUGAUCUACACCUACGUUGGAGAUAUUCUAAUUGCCUUAAACCCCUUCCAGAAUCUAAGCAUAUACUCUCCACAGUUUUCCAGGCUUUAUCAUGGGGUGAAACGUUCCUCCAAUCCCCCCCACAUAUUUGCGUCAGCGGAUAAUGCUUAUCAGUGUUUGGUUACUUUCAACAAAGACCAGUGUAUUGUCAUCAGUGGAGAAAGCGGAUCGGGGAAGACAGAAAGCGCCCAUCUGAUCGUUCAGCAUCUUACUUUCUUAGGAAAGGCCAACAAUCAGACCCUACGCCAGAAAAUCCUCCAGGUGAACUCUCUGGUGGAAGCCUUCGGGAACGCCUGUACAGCCAUCAAUGAUAACUCCAGCCGCUUCGGAAAGUAUCUGGAAAUGAUGUUCACCCCAACUGGAGCCGUCAUGGGGGCAAGAAUCUCCGAGUAUCUCCUUGAAAAAUCCAGAGUUAUUCAGCAGGCAGCGGGAGAGAAAAAUUUUCAUAUAUUUUACUAUAUUUAUGCUGGUCUUUAUCACCAAAGGAAACUUGCUGAAUUCAGACUUCCUGAUGAAAAGCCUCCUAGAUAUAUAGCUGCCGAAACUGAAAGAGUCAUGCAGGACAUCACUUCCAAAGAAGCUUACCGGAGACAGUUUGAAGCGAUUCAGCACUGCUUCAGGAUUAUUGGAUUCACUGACAAGGAGGUACACUCUGUGUACAGAAUUCUGGCUGGGAUUUUGAAUAUCGGCAACAUUGAGUUUGCAGCUAUUUCCUCUCAACACCAAACUGAUAAAAGCGAGGUACCAGAUCCUGAAGCUCUGGAAAAUGCUGCCUGUGUGCUCUGCAUCAGCUCUGAAGAGCUUCAAGAGGCCCUCACGUCCCACUGUGUGGUCACACGAGGAGAGACCAUUGUCCGAGCCAACACAGUGGACAGGGCUGAAGAUGUCAGGGACGCCAUGUCUAAGGCCCUCUAUGGGAGGCUGUUCAGCUGGAUUGUGAAUCGAAUCAACACGCUCCUGCAGCCGGAUAAAAACAUUUGUAGUGCAGGGGACAGGAUGAAUGUGGGCAUCUUGGACAUUUUUGGCUUUGAGGAUUUCCAGAGAAAUUCCUUUGAACAGCUCUGCAUAAAUAUUGCCAAUGAACAGAUCCAGUACUACUUCAAUCAGCACGUGUUUGCUCUGGAGCAGAUGGAGUACAAGAACGAAGGCAUUGAUGCUGUCCUUGUGCAGUAUGAAGACAAUCGCCCACUCUUGGACAUGUUCCUCCAAAAACCCUUGGGCCUUCUGGCACUUUUGGAUGAGGAAAGUCGAUUUCCCCAAGGAACAGAUCAGACCUUGGUUGAUAAAUUCGAAGACAACCUACGGUGCAAGUUCUUCUGGAGGCCCAAAGGAGUGGAACUCUGUUUCGGCAUUCAGCACUAUGCUGGACCGGUGUUAUAUGAUGCUUCUGGGGUUCUUGAGAAAAACAGAGACACCCUCCCUGCUGACGUGGUGGUAGUCCUGAGGACGUCCGAGAACAAACUCCUUCAGCAACUGUUCUCAAUUCCUUUGACCAAAACAGGUAAUUUGGCGCAAACCAGAGCGAGGAUCACAGCAUCCUCGAGAUCUUUGCCUCCACAUUUCAGUGCUGGGAGAGCCAAGGUAGACACCCUGGAGGUGAUCCGACAUCCAGAAGAAACCACCAACAUGAAGAGACAAACCAUGGCUUCUUACUUCCGGUCAAGGGCCUUUGAGGAGCUCGUCGUGGAGCCAAGUGAGUUAGACGUCUUUAUCUUUUCUCAGAUAGACACCGAGGGACCACAUGGAAGUGCUGGGCAGAUCAAGCCCCAGUCAAAACUGAAGGAGUCAGGAGUCCUCAAAACACAGCACACUGUUCCAUUCUUUGGUGCCUUUGUUCACUUCAGUAGUCCUCAGUCACGUGGGUAUUAUUACUUGGCAUUCCGAGCACAUCAAACACCUCCGGCUAACAAAGAGAGCUGUGUUGCUAUCUUGGAAAAGUCCAGAUUAGAUCACUGGGUCCUGGGGAAAACAAAGGUUUUCCUCAAAUAUUACCAUGUCGAGCAAUUAAAUUUGCUUCUGCGAGAAGUCAUGGGCCGAGUGGUCAUGCUGCAGGCAUAUACCAAGGGCUGGCUCGGAGCAAGGAGAUACAAGAGAGCCAAAGAGAAGAGAGACAAGGGUGCCAUAACCAUCCAGUCAGCCUGGAGAGGAUAUGACGCUCGGAGGAAAUUUAAGCAAACAAGCCACAGGAGGAGUGAGUCUGUGCUUCAUAUUCAAGCAGUUCUCCAAACCACUCCGGAUCAGAAACACUGCCCAGAUUCAGGAGCAGAAUCCAACAGUGGUCACGAAGAGACUUCAAGGAACUGCCCUGCUGAAGCCGACACAGAUUGGCAUCUACAAGCCCACAGCUCCCCAACAAGCUGUGAUGCCACCUUAGGACAUGCAGAUAAGGCAGCUGGACAUGCUGUUGCUGAGCUCUCAGUUGCUGGACCCGAUGUGUCGUCUUCUCGGGUGUGUCACGCUGCCUCAGCUCACCAAAGACCGAGCCCCUGUGAAGACUCUCUCAAACCUGGUUCAGAAGAAGGUCUCUCCCAGAAGCAGCGAGCACCUCGCAGACGGUGUCAGCAGCCCAAAAUGUUGAGUAGCCCCGAGGACACCAUGUACUAUAACCAGUUAAAUGGAACUCUAGAAUAUCAAGGGAGCCAGAGGAAGCCAAGAAAACUUGGACAAAUCAAAGUGCUAGAUGGGGAAGACCAGUAUUACAAAUGCCUGUCCCCUGGGGCCUGUGACCCUGAGGAAAUCCACUCGGCCCACCCUUUCUUCUUCCCCUCGUCACCCAGAGAAGACUCCUUUGUUCAACAUUGAGCUGCCCUUUCCAGCCCCAGUGUGUCCUAGGUAAAAGCA